AGGAACUGCAUCGCCUUCAAUGCCUUCAGGCCAUCACCUCAGCUACGGGCACAGAUUGCAACGAAAACGAGCCACCUUACAAUGUUGUUCAGCACCGGCCUCGCGCAUCGCGUGCUUCGGGCGGGACGCCUGCGUGGUGAACCCUGACUUUAGCGCAGCGCAUGACGAAAUUAGCGGGCGACCAAACAACAGCAGCCCGAACUCAAAGUCACAAGAUGCGUGCUUUGCACGGUCGUUUCUCGGGCUUUGUUUAGUGCGUUCUGUUUGUGGGACGCCGAUCCAUCCAAGCUUUCUGUCGACAGGGGCAUUCUACAAUGCCAAGGAUCCUGGUGGUGGGAUGAGGCACCUGGUGGGCACCGCCUGCCGACCCCAGAUGACUGCCUCCCGGCGCCGGACCGCCUGCUCCCUGCACUCCCGCAGCCUUCUUAACCUAAGCGCUCCGAUAGAGCCCCUGUGCGAGCUCUAUGCACAGUCGAUAUGCCCAAAUCUUUUAUGUCUUACCGCAGCGUCGACGACCGAGACGACACCGACGACGCGGAUCUUGAGCGCCAGGAACAACACGAUACUAUCAGCAGCGCAACGCCUACCUCGCCGACAGCAACAUUCCGCCCACCACGCCCGAACCGAGCCUCCGACAACGACCUCACCCACCACAACGUGACAGAACGUUCAUCUUUGCUGGGAAACACACACAAUGCACGUUCAUACGCAAGCGUGCCGGCAACCGUGCCCGGUACACCACGUCCGCCAUAUGGUGUACGGCAGUCCAGCCAGCUCGUAACCAGCACCCGUCUGCGUCACAGCCGUCAAGGCUCCAUCAACCAGAAUUUCUCCCAGCGGCUCGUCAACGCGCUGGGUGAUCGGUCGGGCAUCACACGACGGCACAGCACGCAGGAUAUGCAGGCUUCCAAGAUCUCUGUAUUCGCCGACGACCGCGUCUGGUAUGACCAGUUUACUUCGACAGAUUGGGUACAUGAUUCCAUCGCGGAUGCGUAUCGGGUCAAAGCCCUCCGGAGCCGCAAGGACUUCCGGGGCAGGGUCUCGGCGUGGUUUGACGGCGCACAGGCUUGGAUUCUCGUGGCCAUCAUCGGCGUCCUGACGGCACUGGUGGCCUACUUUGUCAACAUGGCCGAGAGCACCCUCUACGAUUGGAAAGAAGGCUACUGUACAAAGCGAUGGUACAAGAGCAGGAAGAUCUGUUGUGAUGGGGCGAGCAUAUGCGAGGACUGGCUACACUGGUCGCGUGUCCUUCGUAGCGACCGCCUGGACAGUGUGAACACGCAAUUCGCUGCCUUUGUAAUCAGCGUCAUUGUGCUCGCAUUAGCCUCUUGCUUCUUGACUCUGAUGACCAAGACGGUUGUUCCUUCUGCGAUAUCGAUUGCAACGCUGGACGAAAACUUGGGUGCCGAGGUGCAUCACGCAAUACACGACGAAGACGAUGGGAAACCAGAUGCGAAUCAUGAGGAACGGUACAACGAGCUCCAACUGCGCCCUCCCAUGGUGUACUAUUCGGCUGCUGGAAGCGGUGUGGCUGAAGUCAAAGUAAUUCUAAGCGGCUUCGUCUUGCACGGUUAUCUCGGUGCGCGUACUUUGGUCAUCAAAACCCUGGGCCUGAUUCUCAGUGUGGCAUCUGGCAUGUCCCUUGGCAAAGAAGGCCCUUAUGUGCAUAUAUCCACGGCGAUUGGAAAUAUUGCCUGCCGGAUGUUCAGAAAAUAUAGCAAGAAUGACGGAAAGCGCCGAGAGAUCCUCAGCGCCAGUGCGGCCUGCGGCGUAGCCGUUGCUUUCGGUGCGCCCAUCGGCGGCGUUCUUUUCAGUCUCGAGGAAGUCAGCUACUACUUCCCAUCUAAAACUCUCUUCCGUACUUUCUUUUGCUGCAUUGCUGCCGCGUUAUCUUUGAAGUUUCUUAACCCGUACGGUACCGGCAAAAUUGUAUUAUUCGAAGUCCGCUAUGUCCUAGAUUGGAAGUUUUUCGAACUGCUACCAUUCGUCCUUACUGGGGCACUGGGUGGUGUCCUCGGCGCUCUGUUCAUCAAAGCAUCCCGCAUUUGGGCACGCACAUUCAGACGCAUAUCGGUCAUCAAGAAGUAUCCAAUGUUGGAAGUGCUCCUUGUCGCCUUAGUCACCGGACUUCUCAGCUUCUGGAACCGAUAUCUUAAACUACCGGUCGCAGAGUUGCUGUUCGAGCUCGCCAGUCCAUGUGACACUUUUACUGACAGUGGCGACGGCUUAUGCCCAACGAAAGAGCAUAUACCCCAAACUCUCAAAGUGCUACUUGUAGCUUUCGUCAUCAAAGCCGGUCUUACAGUCAUAACCUUCGGUAUAAAAGUACCAGCGGGGAUCUACGUGCCGAGUAUGGUUGUCGGUGGUCUUGCGGGCCGUAUGGUCGGCCACGCAGUUCAGCUCUUCGCUUUGCGCUUUGCAGAUGCAGGUUUAUUCGGGCAUUGCGAUCCUUCAGGACCGCCUGGAUCCUGCGUCGUGCCUGGUGUUUACGCCAUGGUCGCAGCUGGGGCAACGAUGACAGGUGUGACUCGUCUGACAGUCACACUGGCUGUUAUUCUCUUUGAGCUUACUGGCAGUCUGGAACACGUGCUCCCCUUUUCGCUUGGUAUUUUGGUCGCAAAGUGGACUGCCGACGCCAUCGAGCCACUCAGUAUCUAUGACCUACUGACAGACAUGAAUGCUUAUCCCUUCCUCGAUAAUAAGGUGCGGCCCGUAUUCACCUCGGAGCUUGGCGACAUCACCGCCCAACCCCGCGCACAGCGUAUCAUCGACAUAUCCGAAUCCGCGCUCGUCCCAGCCUCCGAACUCAGGGAGAAGCAGCAAUACCUCCAGCUACUGGGCGAAAUUGACGGAGGUCUCCCAAUCCUCAAGCAUGAUGUUCUCGUCGGCCUUAUCCCAGCGCCAGACCUAGAGUUUGCCCUGGACAAACUGGAAGAUGAAGACAACACCUUGUGUCUGAUGUCCCCACUUGUCGACUGGGCUGCUGGCCGUGAGCACAUGUCCGAUAGCAGUGAGGCGAUAGAGAACAGCGAUUUCACGCCCUACAUUGAUCCCGCGCCUGUUGCGCUUGACAUACAUUCCCCUAUGGAUCUUGUCUACGAGUGUUUUGUCAAGCUUGGGUUGAGAUACGUCUGCGUUCUGCGAGACGGCAAGUACGCUGGGCUGGUCCACAAGAAAGCGUUCGUAAAAUAUAUCAAAGAGUUGGAAUCUGGUGAGAAAUGAACAUUGCGGACUAGUUUUCAGCACUCUUUCUUUUGCAGACUUUCUUUUACUUACAUUUUCCUACUUAGAUCUUGGAGAAGUAGGGCUUUCUCAUUGAUAUCCCAUCUGCAUACACCACCCCAUAUGGAGCAUGACGACGGCGUUUGGGGGUAUGCUUUACACGCGCACUGUACUUUCCCUACAACUACAAACGGCGGUGAUUUUCUAUCAACAUAACGGAGAAGGGAACAUACAGACAGGCAGGCAACUAGACGCAUGCACCAUAAAGCAGCAAUCGCGCGCGGUGGCUGCGAUUUAGAAUCAGAUCAGAUCC
This is a messenger RNA of Paraphaeosphaeria sporulosa, 3535 nucleotides long. RefSeq lists its product as uncharacterized. Gene Ontology annotation, biological process: transmembrane transport; chloride transport. The transcript is spliced from 4 exons. Gene Ontology annotation, cellular component: Golgi apparatus; early endosome; membrane. Gene Ontology annotation, molecular function: voltage-gated chloride channel activity. The record is from RefSeq and is a predicted model, not a curated record. NCBI's taxonomy places the organism in Eukaryota, Fungi, Ascomycota, Dothideomycetes, Pleosporales, Didymosphaeriaceae. The coding region runs from base 478 to 3222 and encodes 914 amino acids.